AUGGACCGCAAGGCUGAGGAGAAGAGAAAGCAGCGCCACAGCUUGGCUUUACUGGAGCAGGUGAAGAGCAUGAAGGAAUGCACACAGAUAAUCGAUGUGGUGCUGGUGGCAGAGGGCCAGAAGUUCCCGUGCCAUAAGGUGGUGCUGGCUGCCUUCAGUGCCUAUUUCAGGGCCAUGUUCACGUGUGGCCUGGCAGAGUGCACGCAGAGGGAGGUGGUGCUGCACGAUGUCUCAGCUGAGAGCGUGUCGGUGAUCCUGCACUACGUGUACAGCGCCGAGCUGCGCCUCACCGGCCUCAACGUGCAGACUGUCGCCCUCGCCGCCUACUUCAUGCAGAUGGAAGAGGUCUGCAACAUGUGUCAGAAGUACAUGAUGGACCACAUGGAUGCUUCCAACUGCGUGGGCAUCUAUUACUUUGCAAACCACAUCGGGGCGGAUGAUUUAUGUGACCAAGCGAGGAAAUACACGUAUCAGCAUUUUGCUGAGGUGAGCUUGCAGGAAGAGAUACUCGAGAUUGAAUUCCAGCAGCUGCUGACUCUCAUCAAAUCAGAUGAUCUGAAUAUUUCCAGGGAGGAGAGCAUUCUGGACCUCGUCAUUAGAUGGGUCAAGCACUGCAGAGAGUCCCGUUCACAGCACCUUGUUGAGCUCCUCAAGCAAGUGAGACUGGUGCUGGUCAGCCCCUCUUUUCUUGUGGAAGCCCGGAAGAGGAACACAAUGAUUCUGUGCAACUCAGAAUGCAAUGAGAUGUUCGAGGAAGCACUGAAAACCAUCCAGCUGUCCAGGCACCCUUCCCUCAGCCUGCGGUACGGCAUGGAGACCACGGAUCUCCUGCUCUGCAUUGGCAACAACUCCCUCGGCAUCAGGUCCAGGCACGGCAGCUAUGCAGAUGCCAGCUUCUGUUAUGCUCCUGUGACCGGAAAGACCUACUUCAUUUCCUCCCCAAAGUAUGGAGAGGGCUUGGGAUGUGUUUGCACUGGUGUUGUCACUGAGAAAAAUGAAAUCAUUGUGGCAGGCGAGGCAAGCGCCGUCAAAAUGUCUAGACAAAGGACCAGGAACAUUGAAAUUUAUAGGUACCACCAGCGAGGAAACCACUUUUGGCACAGCCUGUGCAGCACUCAGCUCCGCGAGCUCUAUGCGCUGGGCACUGCCCACAACGACCUCUAUGUGAUAGGAGGGCAAAUGAAAGUGAAAAAUCAGUAUCUGGUCACAAACUGCGUGGAGAAGUACUCCAUGGAGCAAGGCACCUGGAGAAGCACAGCGCCCCUGCCAGUGCCCCUGGCCUGCCACGUGGUGGUGACAGUGAAGGACAAGCUGUACGUGCUGGGUGGAUGGACACCACAGAUGGAUCUGCCUGACGAGGAGCCGGAUCGAUUGAGUAACAGAACGUUUUGCUACGACCCGCGCCAAGACAAAUGGGUGGAGAGAGCCCCAAUGAAGUUCUCCAAGUACCGCUUCAGCACUGCCGUAGUCAAUGGGGAGAUUUAUGUCUUGGGAGGAAUUGGGUGCCUUGGUUAUGACAGAGGACAGACACGGAAAUGCCUUGAUGCAGUGGAGAUUUACAACCCUGAUGGAGACUUUUGGAGGGAUGGAGCCCCUCUGCCUUCUCCCCUCCUCUCCUUACGAACCAACUCCACCAGUGCAGGCUGUGUGGAGGGGAAGCUGUACCUCUGUGGAGGAUUUCAUGGAGCAGCUCGUCAUGAAGUGAUCUCCAAGGAGAUCCUGGAGCUGGACACGUGGGAGAACCAGUGGAACGUGGUGGCCACCAACGUCCUCAUGCAUGACAGCUACGACGUGUGCCUCGUGGCCCGGCUGAACCCACGGGACCUCAUCCCUCCUCCUCCAGAUUUAGUGGACCAAUAGAAGUCCAGGGGCUCUCAGUGCUUCCAGAUUCUGCAAAGAUUGAAGAAUUUGGGGAGAAAAACUCUGCAUUGGCUCUGGAUCACAGCUGGGUUCCACCCAGAGGGAAGGGCAAUAUGUGCUUAAGGACAUAAUUGCCUUUGAGCUGUGCUUCUCUGAUGAUGCUUAAUUUGAUAGUUCUGGUGCUCUGCACUUCUGUGCUUGAAAGGCAAGGCUGUCCAGCCCUUGUGUGUGGCUCUGCAUCUUCAGUCUGGCUGUGCAAGCCCCAGUGCUGGGUGAACCUGGGCUGCUGGGGCUCUGCCUGACAGGCACAGGGGCAGCCAGGGCUCAGCUCACAGCAGGCACACAGAAAGCUCCAGCCAGGGAAAUCCCUCCUUUGCUGUUCAUCCCACUUGGAUCUACUAUCUCCCCAGGAAGCUAAGAAAUAGAGUCAGUCAGCUGAUGAGAAACAAGUGCCAGACUGUAAUUGACUGAUGCAAAGGUAAAACAUAGAAAAGCCUUUGUUUGAAACAAAAUCCCAUUAGCCAUGGUCCAUUAGCCAAGAACACCAGCUCCUGCAAACACUAUCUAAGGCACAGACACAACAGUCAAGACAUCCUGUCUUUGCUAAUAGACCUGAGCCUGUGCUGGUAGAAAAUUAAUCCUUUGGCAGCAAAUCACAAAUGAGUCUUUCAGUAGGGUUGGUAGGCAGUCUCUAGCAAAGACAAGAAGAAUCUUAAAUUUUCCCUUAAAUCCUAUUUAUUACAAAGCCUGCUAGGACCAGGAUCUUGGAGCUCAGUUAGGAAACUUCCCUUGAGAGAUGGAUAAAGGGAUGCCAACUAAAAAGUAAUAAAUGAGACCAGCAUUAUCUGCACAUCAGCAUUGCAGCUACAGGGAAAGGAGAGAUGUGCUAAACAAUAAAUGUUUCUGUAAUAGCUUUAAUGGAGGCUAAUAAGGCUAAUUCUCUACCAACAGAAUUGGCUAUAAUCACAGGGAAGAGGAACAAUUCAAACAGUGCUUCUGAAGGCAGUGCUAGCCUUUGUAGGGCUUGAAGACAGUAGGUUAGAGUGAAAAUUGCU
Messenger RNA from Zonotrichia leucophrys gambelii, 2915 nucleotides. RefSeq names its product kelch repeat and BTB domain containing 12 (gene KBTBD12). Lineage: Eukaryota; Metazoa; Chordata; Aves; Passeriformes; Passerellidae. The transcript has 5 exons. The coding region runs from base 1 to 1860 and encodes 619 amino acids. The record is from RefSeq and is a predicted model, not a curated record. Gene Ontology annotation, molecular function: protein binding.